AUGCACCCUUGUCUUACACCUCCUCCGAGCUCUACUAGAGGCUCUAGUCCUGACCAUCAUGUCGAUAACUCGGAGGCCAGAGGCAGGCCUAUGACUCAAACUCUCCGCAGAACUCGAGAUUUUUCACCAACCAAACCCAUCAAACGUCACAGGUCGUUAUCACCAUCAUCUUCCAACACCGAGGACGACGAUAUCAAUGCACCCGCAUCCCUUCCCCCCAUAAUCAGCUAUUUGUCUUUUGUUGUAAAGCGUGCAAAGGCGAAACAUUCGGACAAUCCCUCCGGCUAUUGGAGACGUCCCAGAAUGUUGGAGCUCCGCUUCGCUGAAAGGUAUAUUGGACCCUCUGAUAUGGUACCAGUAGAUGUUGAGAGAGGCAAAAGUCUAGUGGAGCAUGGCUUGAGAAACAUGUCUUCUGAGGCUGUUGCUCAAGCAGUCCUCACGAAGGAAGCUGAUCUUGAAUGGAAGCGAUUGCGCGCCUUAGCCUCCGCUUGGGAAAUUGAAAUACUUCUCGAGGAUGAAGCUGCUUGCCUUGCCAAUGCCUCGAAAGAACCUCUAGCCAUCUCGUUAGAAUCACUUGCCAAUUAUAGCAUGGAGGAGCUCAAAACUCGCACAGCCUUCAGUAUUGCAGCAUAUAGUCAGGAUAGGACAUCUUUCAUUGCUACUGACGCACAGCUUGAUCACCUCGAAUUUCUUGCUCAUGAGCACUAUCUGCCCACGAGUGAUGAAGACACCUUUGAGGUCAGUGCUCGUGGGCAGGAAUCACAAGCAGGUGAUGAGGGUCGCUUGCCUGCAAGCCCAACAAACUCGGAUGCAAGCGCCAUGCUUUUGUUACAGUAA
Messenger RNA from Suillus discolor, 837 nucleotides. RefSeq lists its product as uncharacterized. The record is from RefSeq and is a predicted model, not a curated record. The transcript is spliced from 4 exons. The coding region runs from base 1 to 837 and encodes 278 amino acids. NCBI's taxonomy places the organism in Eukaryota, Fungi, Basidiomycota, Agaricomycetes, Boletales, Suillaceae.